Molecule: messenger RNA, 4533 nt
Organism: Strongylocentrotus purpuratus (purple sea urchin)
Lineage: Eukaryota; Metazoa; Echinodermata; Echinoidea; Camarodonta; Strongylocentrotidae
Product: adenylate cyclase type 9-like
Exons: 4
Coding region: 33-2123 (696 amino acids)
Biological process (GO): adenylate cyclase-activating G protein-coupled receptor signaling pathway; intracellular signal transduction; cyclic nucleotide biosynthetic process
Molecular function (GO): adenylate cyclase activity
Source: RefSeq, a predicted model, not a curated record
UAUUACAUUAUUUUGUCUACUCUUUUACAGGUAUGAAGACAUAUUUCAUCGCUGGUCGCAACGCAUCCGCCAGCCCUGCAACCAAAUAUCAUGGCAACAUGUCGUCUGUAGCAUCACUGGAUGGGGCUUCAGGGAGCGCGGCCAAUGCGAUGGAAGACACUGACAGCGAGCGGGGCGAAGGGAGCGAGGCAGCAAAGCAGGACUUACAGAGCAGGAAACCAUUGCUCGCCUCCAACACCACCAAUGGCGCUAGUGGCAGCGGGGGUAGUCCAGAGAAGUCUGUUGAGGAGGUCCCAGAGGCAGCUGAGGAAGGCAAGGAUGCUGUCCUCAACCAUGCUGAAAACCAAGCGGGAGGAGACGCCAAGCCUGAGAAUGGAGGGGUCGUAGGUCAGCCAAGUCCAAAAGCCGAAACCCCGCAGGAUGGUCAAGCGAGCCCCCUCACUCUCAACGCAUCCAUCAUCAUGCACCACAACGAAGAACCAAACACCGAGAACCAGCUCACUAAAUUCCUGAAGGAGGAUGGCGAGAUGGACUACUUUGAGAAGCCACCCAUCAGUCAGUUAUCACUUAGGUUCAAUAACAGUGAGGUUGAGGACAAGUACCACUCCCAGUUCACUCCGGACUACAUGCAACCUGACCGACAACAAGAUGCAAACGAUGAUAAGCGCAACGAACGGCGUCAUUCUUCAGAAACCAUCUCCACCACUCGCUACAAUACCCUCCUUGAUGUAUGCAUCGCUUUUGCCACUUUCAUCUUGGUUGGCAUCUCUUGUUUCCUGGUGCUCGACAUCUCUAUCCCCUGGGCUGUCUUAUUCCCUGUCAUCUCCAUCCUGCAGGUGAUCAUCCUCCUGGCCAUGAUCCGGGAAGCAUUCUGCAGGAAUCUAGGCAUCAUCCUGGCUGAGUACAUUGCUGCAUUGUUCCACAACUGGUACCGUCGUCACAUCCUGGGGGCGCUCCUCCUUUGCUGUCCCGUCAUCGCCGUCUUUACCAACUACACGUGCAACGACGAUGGCUGCUUUGGUGAGAACCGGCUCUUCUUCUGUUUCCUGAUCGUGGUGUCCCUCCUGCACUUCUGUAACUUUGUCCAGCUCAACAUGUGGAUGAAGCUUCUCCUGGCAUUGGUGAGCGGUACCAUUCUGAUGGUCCUGCUCUUUAUAUGCAGGAGUUGUCCUGUGAUGGUGGACACCGAGUUCUUUGAUGGUACUGCACCCACACCUUAUGACCUGGUUGAUGCUACACCCACCAUGAUGAGUGACCUGUGUGAAAUGAAUUCCCAUCAUUACGUCAACCCGGAGGAAGUCAUCCUGGUCAUCCUCCUCCUGCUCAUCCUCAUCUUCGUCUUAAAUCGGGAAUACGAGAUCGGAUUCCGUCUCAACUACUACUCCAACUACCAGGCUCUGGUCGAUCACGAGAAGAUGAAGAGUCUCCAGGAGGAAGCAGAGAAACUGCUGCACCACAUUGUGCCACAGUUUGUCACCGAGCAGCUCCGAACCACCUCCAAGUUCUCCCAGAACCACGACAAUGUCGCCGUCAUCUUCUGCAGCAUCGUCAACUUCAAUGACUUCUACGAGGAGGCGUACGAGGGUGGCAAGGAAUGCAUUCGUGUUUUACAUGAACUUAUCAGUGACUUUGACAAUCUGCUCAACGAUCCUAAAUACAAGGAGGUGGAGAAGAUCAAGACGAUAGGUUCUACCUACAUGGCUGCCUGCGGUCUUCGUCCCAGCGAGAAACCAAACAAUGUACAGACAUUAAUCACUCUCAUGGACUUUUCUGAUGAGAUGAUGAUGCAAUUACAGAAAUUUAAUGAUGAUGUUCUCAGCAUGACGAUUGGUGCGUUCAACUUCAUCUUGAGGAUAGGGUACAAUCACGGGAAGUUAACCUCUGGUGUGAUCGGCACCACCAAGCUCCUCUACGACAUCUGGGGUGAUACUGUCAAUGUAGCCAGCCGUAUGGACUCUACGGGUAUGCCCGGGCAUGUCCAGGUUACAGAACACUCUAUGACAGUGCUAGAACCGUAUUAUGAAUUUGAGAAGCGAGGGGAAGUGAAAGUCAGGGGCAAAGGGGAUAUGACAACCUAUCUAUUAGUGAAGAAGAGACCUGUUCCUCUGACGGAGACUCAAUAAAGUUUUGGUGUUUCAGAAAAAUCAGUCAUGUGAGUCUCAACCUGUGAUGAACUCCAGCUCCAUCCCAACCGCAACGAAACGUACAGAGCGACGAUUGAAUUCCUGCACUGCUGAACAGAGCAUCUCACUUACACAUCAACAGUGUAGCACAUGAAUGCUGAGUUCACACACCUUCAGAAUCAUGAUGGAAUCAUUUAAACAGGGUUUAGCUGUAUUCAUAUUGCCAUGUGUCCUCUCUAUUUUGUUUUUACCUGAUAAAUACAUUUGUAUAAUUACUGAAAGCACAGGUGGGAGGAGAUUUAAAUUUCCAUUUUGCUUUCAUGCAGUGAUGAAAGGAAAAUGGUUGACAGAGCCGAAGACGAGUGCAGAAUUAGAGCUGAGUGAUAUUUGUCCACUUCUGCUGGAUACAAGAUGGUGGUUUUGUUUCGACUGGAAUACCGCAGUCACACACUAGACCGACAACAGACUGAACUCAAAAUACAUUACCUUGAAUGGAACAGGGGCCCGUUUCAUAAAACCUGUUAUCUGUAACAACUGCUAAAUUUCUAUGACAAAUUUGCUCUCAGCCAAUCAGAUGCCAUGAUUUCAGUAGCUUAUAACAGUAGCUUGUAACUUGUUAUUGAUAACAAGUUUUAUGAAACGGCCCAGAUUUGGUUGGUUUGGAGACCGUGUAGAGUCGGUUUUUGACAUUGUGACUGAGGUAGGAAAGAAGUAUGUCCUUUGUACAAUACUCAUGGCUAUGCACGCUCAUUUUCUUGAUAACGUGACAUUAUAAAUACUAGGUACAGUUUGCAAUAGCAAAGUAAAGAGAGUAGUGGUCUCUAAAAGGGAUAUGGUAGGUGCACUGUUUUUGCACCAAACCUCUCCACACAAACGCAUGGUGGACACUGUAUCGUCUGUUUGAAACCAAAAGGGCAUUAACGCUGUGUUUAGGUAUGUGAGUUAACGCCGUCUGAUUCUUAAGUGCUGAUAUUGUCAUGCAAGAUGAUGAUACAUCACCAGUCAACAAAUAUAUUGAUCAUAGUUUGGAAAUGGUAGUGGGAGAUAGAAAACAUGUAUUUGUUUCAAACUGUUUUCUGAAAUAUUUGUCCAUGCACAAAGCAAAAAAAAACAUCGAAUUAUCUAAAUGUAGAUGAAUUGUACAUGUUUUAUUUUUAAUCAAAAUUCUCUUGUUUUAUACAAAUCUUAGUUUUCAAGUGCUUUUGCUUUCAUGUAAUAGUAUAGCUUUUAUUAAAGACCCUCUCCAAUGAAAAUACAACUUUAUAUAUUAAUGGAAAGCUGAAUGAACGUAGAAUACGAGUGUAAAGGAAAACAAAGUAUUUCUUCUUUCGGUAUUGUACAAGAGCAAAUUAAAACCUCAUUUUCCACACCCUUUCAAAUUACGCAUGAACAGGGGUCAAACUUGCAGUACCAUAGUGAAGGUGAGGACAUACGGUAAUAUUUUGACCCGAUCGGCUUGCCUAUAUAGCUGAGGUGAAGAGCCCCCAUGGUCCCCUCUUUCUUAUGUUAAUUGACAACUGAUUUGAUGAGAUAACCACCUGCCAGUGGCCACGCAGGGAGGUCUAAUCCCUCCUGGCCAAACUAGUGCAGCUAGGCUUUAAGAGCACUCUUCUUUGAGUGUAGUAACACAACUGCAUAAUACAGCAUUCUAGCACCAGACUUGUAAUUUAAUAUAUUGUCCUGUUUGUGCUUAUCUAUGAUGCUGUCUAUCAUCGUUUGUGAUCUCCAGUAAAUGUGCAACAAUUGGGCCUACCUCCUUCUGAUCUAAACAAAAACUCAAACUCAAAUGUGUGUGUUUACCACAUACCUAUGACAUUUGUCUCAACAUAUAGUUUAUUUCUUGUAGUUUUGAAUAAUCUUUGAUAACUUUCCACAUUUCAUUUAACUCUACUGAACUAUUGGAAAUAGAUGGUAAAUUGGACAAGUAUGCAGCAAAAUUCACAGAUGUUUAUUUUUGUAUAUGAUUUUGAAAAAUUGAAAUAGCAUAAUGAAUUAUGGAAUAGUUUUCAUUCAUCAGGAAAUAUUUGUGUUUAAGCAAUGCACAAUGAAACUGAAAUUACAACAGUGUUAUCAAUUUGUGUGAUGCAUGUAGUUAUAAGAUUAUCUUUUAUAAGUAAUAGUAUACUUUUAUAUGAACUGUUAACCAAUGCCAUAUUAUGUGACAUUUUUAAUAAUCAUAGGCCUGUAUCAUAAUAUUAAAGUGAAAAAAUGAAUUGACUUUUUCCAUUGAAUUAGAAGAAAAGAUGAUGAAACGGAAUAAAAUGAUGGCAGCAGAAAGUCUAUAUCUAAUCUUUGAUUGUAGGAGUUAAAUGAAGGGGCUGAGUAAGAUCAUGAAUCAAAAUUUAUUCCUGGAAUUUGCUAGGAUUUGGAAUAUAGAUUUAUCAUAAAAAUAUGCAGGCUGUUUAAAAAA